Molecule: messenger RNA, 2942 nt
Organism: Oryza brachyantha (malo sina)
Lineage: Eukaryota; Viridiplantae; Streptophyta; Magnoliopsida; Poales; Poaceae
Product: probable serine/threonine-protein kinase DDB_G0278509
Exons: 5
Coding region: 519-2717 (732 amino acids)
Cellular component (GO): cytoplasm
Molecular function (GO): protein kinase binding
Source: RefSeq, a predicted model, not a curated record
UGCCCAGAAAACAAACAAGAAGCUUGGUUACAGAUCCAAACAUCCAAUCGAUCGAUCGAUCAGGGUCUCCUCUCCUGCCCGCGAGCGUCCCCGUCCUCCACCUCACACCCAGCCCCGACUAGCAAAGCCAACGGAGAGGAGAGCAAGGAAGGGGGAAGAAGAAGGAAGGUUUGUGCAAGCUGCAUGCAUCCUUCUGGAAUUGUCUAGUUUCUUAAUCUUUCGUCCAGCCUGGCAGAUAUCAAGAGGUCAGGCACAUCUCGCACCUCUGAGUGGGUGUGGGUUUGCAACUACUGUACAAUCAGCCUAUCCUUGCCUUUGGGGAAAAGCCCAUCUUACAUCUGGAGAUUACGCCGAGCAUUGGAAGGUCUUUUUGAUUAUGGUUAAUUUCCAACAAUAGCUGAGAUGUGACACAUACAUUUGCUGAGCUUGGUUCUCUUCCAAGAUAGUCCUUUGAUUUAGCAAUGUGAUUAGGUCAACUCUAUUUGUGCUGUCCUUGUGAUUGCCGUCAGAGUUGACUUAUGGUUAGGUUUUUCUGCUUCUCAUCCUCGACCAGUACCACACAUCAUAGAACAAAGGAGCGCUUUCUGCCAGCUGAACAAGCCAUGCUUAGUGCUUCACAGAAGAACACCAUACUUGCUGUUUCACAGAUGGAUUCUCAGGAUCAAACAGUGAAGUCCAACUCUGGAUCAGCAAGUCCAAGCCAGAUGACAGACAGAAAUGGUCAUUCAGAUGUUAAUAGGCAGUAUGAUACUAGCCCAUCUUCUCAUCAAGAAUGCUGGAGUUCUGAAGAUUUGAAUAGAUAUGCAUGCUCUGAUGAUGGCAAGGAGGUUGGUCACCUAAAGAAGAGUCAAUCUCUUGGAAACAUGCUUCACAAGGAUCAUGAUCAUCUUAGUGAAGGUGCCAAAUGUGAUAUUAUUGACUGUGACCACAAAUGUCAUUGCUCUAGUUUGAAAAGCAAUUCAGCUGUUCAAGAUUCUGCUAACUUGAACACCAAGGGCAAAGAGAAUGCCUCAUCUGACCUGAUCAGUCAUGAUGUUUGUGAACCUUCAGUUGGCAAUGCUGCUGACUCUGAUAGCCACUACACAGGUUAUACACAAACCAAAUUUCCAAGAUCACAAUCUGCUAUAUUUCAGAAUAAUUCCAAUUGUGGUACAGAAGGUUCUGCUGAUUCUGAGAUACUAGGGCCUCGUUGCAGGUCUUAUGAAGAUCUGUGUUUGGUGGGUUGUGAGAAGGCCGAGUACAUGAAUAGCGAUGAGCCACAUCACUCUAAAUCAAAUUUGGAUAUACAUUUUGGUGGACCUUCCCCAGAUGUCUAUGAAACAAUGAAUUUUGAGGGGAAUGGUUCAAUAGGUUGCUCUGAUGCUGCUGAAGGAGGUCAAAGGUCCUCUGCAAGUGCAGAAGAAAGUUUUGUUAGGGAUGGGGUGCUAAUUCAUGAAUAUUGGGAUAAGAAAUAUGUAAGUGGUGAUCAAUCUGUUGAUCCAGCUACCCCCUACUACUCAGGUACAGGGGAUGGUUGUCACCAUUCCAAUAAUGAUUGCAGCAUCAAUGAAUCUCUAGAUCAAGAGAGAAAAGAUAACUUGUGUAACAGAGAUAGCACUCCCUACCAUGAAUCACUUGUCAUUGAUGUGAGUGAUCUAAAGUUAUGUGAUUCAAGGGACAUUAGCAAAGAAGUUGAGCACAACGAAACUGAAACUAAUGUCAAUCAGUAUUUAGUUGUGGACCCAGAUCAACUCACCCCAAGAACUUUUAGCAUUAAAAGGAUCGAAGAUUGGAUCAACCAAAUCGAUAUUGACGAUGGCAUCCUUGUCGAGGAGCAAGGAGAAAAUUCAAACUCUGUGUUGACAAAAUAUAGUGAGCCGGUGACUGGUGUUCCUGCUAUCCGGCCUGAUGCUAAAAGUCCUCUUGGAAUGGAGAUAGCUUAUACUUAUAUUUCAAAAUUGACUUCUACUUCUUCAUCAGCGCAAUUAGCAAACCUUGGCUUGGUUGCAAUCCCAAGGUUGAGUACUUUCUCAGGCCUACGCCUGUUGAACUUAUCUGGGAAUUCUAUCGUGCGAAUAACUGCAGGAGCUCUUCCAAGGGGUCUUCACAUGUUAAGCCUGUCAAAGAAUAAUAUCUCAACAAUUGAAGGCCUUAGAGAAUUAACACGCUUACGCUUACUGGACAUCAGCUAUAAUAGGAUAUCCAGAAUUGGCCACGGUCUGGCCUCCUGUUCUUCUCUGAAGGAACUGUAUCUGUGUGGUAACAAGAUCAGUGAGGUAGAUGGUCUUCACCGUCUUCUGAAGCUAAAGGUUCUGGACUUGCGCCACAACAAGAUUUCCACAUCAAAGGGUCUGGGCCAGCUGGCUGCAAACUACAAUUCUCUUGAGGCAGUAAACCUAGAUGGCAAUCCAGCACAGAAGAAUGUAGGUGAUGAGCACCUGAAGAAAUACCUGCUAGGUCUCUUGCCAAACCUUGCUGUCUACAACAAGAACCCUGUCAGAGCAUCUGGCUCGAAAGAGGUUUCCGACCGUCAUACCCGCAAAAUUUCCUCUUCCCACCGUACCGGUAGAUUGGAUCGUAAAUCUUCCAGGUUGGUGGCCGGCACAGGCACAUCCUCCUACAAGGCACAGAGUUCACGGCAUGCGCGUUCCUCGGGCUCUUUUCUGAAGCAUCAUCCAAGGGCGCGAAGCAUGGCCGCGGCAGCUUCAGGGUCUAGACUGAUGGAGCAUGCCGGUUGAGAUGGAGGGAAAGGCUCAGUAAGAAAGAAUAUCCUUAUUAUGGCUCAAGCAUAUAUGCUGCUGUUGAGUGAGUGCAUUUGAAGACAAAUUAAAUGGUGCGGUCAUCGUUGCUGAAUAAUUCCUCCCUGAUUAUUGUGGGAAAAAAAAGCAAUCUUUUUCUUUGGCACAACACUGUACUCUGCUACUGUUAUUGUUAUUCUUGUCCUGAAUUGAAUGGAAGGAACA